CCCCCAAAUUAAUCUCCAACCCUUUCCUCAUAGCUACAAUGGCUCAUCUGCAAGAAACCAUGAAAGAAAAAGAACAUAUUUUCCAGAGCAAGUAUUCAGCAGUUCCAGUGCCAGAUAACAUGACACUGCCACAAUUUGUUCUCCAUGAAGCUGAACUGUGUGCAGAAAAAGUAGCAUUUGUGGAGGCUGUAAGUGGGAAGGAGUAUACAUAUGGUCAGGUUAUCAGAGACACUCGAAGGUUUACCAAGGCAUUGAGGUCUCUGGGACUGAGGAAGGGACGGGUGGUGGUGGUUGUUCUCCCAAACAUGGCAGAGUACGCCAUUGUUGCUCUAGGGAUAAUGGCGGCUGGCGGCGUGUUCUCUGGUGCAAAUCCAGCAGCCCAUGUAUCAGAGAUACGGAAGCAAGCAGAAGUUGCUGAUGCUGAGCUGAUUGUAACAACUGGCUCUUUGUAUGAGAAGGUUAGUAGUCUGGGAUUGCCUGUCAUAGUGGUGGGAGAAGAACGAGUUUCCAGUGCCAUCUCUUGGGAUGAACUGCUCGUAGCAGGAGACCGUGCGGGCAUCGACACUGCAGAUGAUCAUAUAAACCAGAAUGAUUUAUGUGCCCUUCCAUUCUCUUCAGGCACCACAGGAACAUCAAAGGGUGUCAUGCUUACCCACCGAAAUCUAGUGGCCAACCUCUGCUCUUCUCUCUUCAGUGUGAGUUCUGAAAUGGUAGGCCAAGUUACCACAUUAGGUCUAAUGCCAUUCUUCCACAUAUAUGGGAUCACUGGUAUCUGUUGUGCUACACUAAGGAACAAGGGAAAGGUAGUAGUGAUGGGAAGGUUUGAGCUUCGAACAUUUUUGAAUGUGUUGAUUGUUCAUGAGGUAAACUUCGCUCCCAUUGUGCCACCAAUCAUGUUGGAAUUGGUUAAGAAUCCAGUGGUGGAUGAAUUUGAUCUUAGUAAACUCAAACUCAAGGCUGUCAUGACAGCAGCAGCUCCCUUAGCACCAGAGCUUCUAGCCUCAUUCGAGAACAAGUUCCCUGGGGUCCAAGUUCAAGAGGCCUAUGGAUUGACUGAGCACAGCUGCAUUACUUUGACCCAUGGGGAUCCAAGCAAAGGGCAUGGCAUAGCAAAGAGAAACUCAGUUGGGUUCAUCCUUCCCAAUUUAGACAUCAAAUUCAUUGAUCCUGAAACUGGCCGAUCUCUCCCCAAGAACACCCCCGGUGAACUUUGUGUCCGAAGCCAAUGUGUAAUGCAAGGUUACUAUAAAAACAAGGAAGACACAGACCGGACAAUUGAUGGCAACGGGUGGCUUCACACCGGCGACAUCGGGUACAUAGACGAUGAUGGAGAUAUCUUUAUCGUGGACCGCAUCAAGGAGCUAAUCAAGUACAAGGGUUUCCAGGUUGCUCCAGCUGAGCUAGAAGCCGUCCUUCUUUCUCACCCUUCCAUCAAUGACGCCGCUGUCGUCCCAUUGCCAGACGAAGAAGCAGGAGAAUUCCCAGCGGCUUGUGUUGUGAUGAACCCAAAUGCAAAAGAUAGUGAGAAAGACAUAAUGAACUAUGUUGGCUCAAAUGUAGCCUCUUAUAAGAAGAUUAGAGUGGUGCAGUUUGUGGAUUCAAUCCCUAAAUCACCUUCUGGCAAGAUCAUGAGAAGAUUCCUUCGAGAGAAGAUGGUGACAAGAAUGGACAACAAGCCAAGCAAUUAA
This is a messenger RNA of Telopea speciosissima, 1688 nucleotides long. Its product is annotated as 4-coumarate--CoA ligase-like 1. Lineage: Eukaryota; Viridiplantae; Streptophyta; Magnoliopsida; Proteales; Proteaceae. The record is from RefSeq and is a predicted model, not a curated record. Gene Ontology annotation, molecular function: long-chain fatty acid-CoA ligase activity. Gene Ontology annotation, biological process: fatty-acyl-CoA biosynthetic process. The coding region runs from base 39 to 1688 and encodes 549 amino acids. The transcript is spliced from 6 exons.